UGGGCUUGGCUCUUCUUUCCAAGCCUGGGCAUUUUCGCUGGGCAAUGGACGAGACGACGCAUCCGGCCAAUCAGCGCAGGGCCCGACGGACCUGGCGCAACUCGCUCCCAAGGGCCUGCUGAGGCCGACAAGACGGGCUACGCGGCACAAACUUCUUUUCCCUCUGCCUUGGCCCACCCACCGCUGACUGACCAUGACCAUGUCUGAGCGACGCUGGGAGCAGUUUGCCGGCCUAGGCGUAGCACUACGUCGGCGAUGCCCCCUGUGGUCGUCAGAGGCGCCAAGGGCCAGGCAACGCGCUGCUGCAGUCCGCCCAAGGCUCUCCGCUGGCUCCAUACUUCGGAACUCCUGUGCGACGACCCAUCUUGCGACGCCAUCGAGGCGUCCUCCAGACAGCAGCACAGGCGUCACGCCCGUUUGCUUGAUGAUGCCGUCGUGGAACCUGCAAAAGCAAGCCCUGUGUGCUGUCAACAUGGAGCCGCGUGCGGUUACUUGCCAGCUGUUGCGAGCGCAAACUCCAAGCGUUUGCUGAGCGCUCGAUACUUGGGUACAGCGUCCAAGCGUAGCUGAAACAGAGCUAGUAUU
Cucurbitaria berberidis CBS 394.84 is the source of this 585-nucleotide messenger RNA. RefSeq lists its product as uncharacterized. Bases 194 to 532 code for a protein of 112 amino acids. The transcript has a single exon. Lineage: Eukaryota; Fungi; Ascomycota; Dothideomycetes; Pleosporales; Cucurbitariaceae. The record is from RefSeq and is a predicted model, not a curated record.